AUGAGCACUUGCGUCCCAAUGAAUGAUAUUGACUUGGAGGGGCAAGGUUUGAAUGUUCCAAGUUGUGAUCUAACGCCAAGGCAGUUAGACCUGAUUUUCAGAAGUGUUUUUAUAUCAAAAGGCAAGGUCUGCUCUUGGUGCAUAAGCAAGAACAGAGGACCACCAAAAGCAGCAACAACACAAUUAAGGAAAAUGCCAGUGCUUGAAAGUGGAUGCGGGGUGAUACAGUACAUGAGCUUGCUUGAAAGCAUACUCUGUCAUCCUCAGGCUGCAACGGUGGCAGCCUGUACUGCUGUGACACCAUGUCCUGGUGGCUGGCAGUGUGUGGAUUUCAAAGUGCACUUUGAAAGAUCAGGCACCCAUUUGCUGUGCCUGGCUCGGGAGGUAGUGGCGACCAAGAUUAUGGUGUGUCAUGGCUAUUCUUAG
Molecule: messenger RNA, 426 nt
Organism: Ostreobium quekettii
Lineage: Eukaryota; Viridiplantae; Chlorophyta; Ulvophyceae; Bryopsidales; Ostreobiaceae
Source: the annotation of a GenBank genome assembly